Magallana angulata is the source of this 1896-nucleotide messenger RNA. RefSeq names its product 52 kDa repressor of the inhibitor of the protein kinase-like. NCBI's taxonomy places the organism in Eukaryota, Metazoa, Mollusca, Bivalvia, Ostreida, Ostreidae. The record is from RefSeq and is a predicted model, not a curated record. Gene Ontology annotation, molecular function: protein dimerization activity. Bases 1 to 1896 code for a protein of 631 amino acids. The transcript has a single exon.
AUGACAUCCGAAGUGCCAUCUUCGUCUCUUCCGUAUAAACUAAAUCAGCAAAAUCAGACACAGUAUCAGCACAACAUUAGGUUGCUUGAGAAAAUAGUAGAUGCGGUCAUUCUGUGUGGGAAACAAAAUAUUCCUCUGCGAGGACACAGAGAUGAUAGUACAAGUGAUUCUUCAAAUAAAGGUAAUUUCCUGGCAAUAUUACAGCUGUUGGCAAAGCAUGAUGAGCAGCUCAUGUCUCAUCUACAAACAGCAAAAAAGAAUGCCUUAUACACCAGCAAAACCAUUCAAAAUGAGGUUAUCCAACUCAUAGGAAAUCACAUCACAGGUAAAAUUUUGAAGGGUCUACAAGGGAGGGGUUUUUAUUCCAUCAUAGCCGAUGAGGUAACAGACAAAUAUGCUAACAAAGAAGUUUUAGUCUUGUGUCUCAGAUUUCUAGAUACUAGAGAAAACCCUGCCACCAUUAAGGAGGAAUUCCUUGACUUUUCAAAUAUAGGCAGAACUACAGGGGAAGCAAUUGCUGAUAAACUCAUUGAAAUCCUCCGCUCGCUUGCAAUUCCAAUUGAGAACAUGCGAGGGCAAGCAUACGAUGGUGCAGCAGCAAUGGCAUCGGAAAAACGGGGGUGUCAGGGACGAAUGAAGUCUCUAAACCAAUUAGCUUUGUUUACACAUUGUCGGAGUCAUGUGUUGAAUCUGAGCGUUGCUUCAGCCUGCAAAUUACCUCUUGUAAGGAAUAUGAUAGAUGUCCUUAAUUCAGUGUUUAUUUUCUUUGACAGUUCCCCCAAAAGACAAGGGUUUUUUGAGAAUAUUAUAGAAAAUGAUGGGUCAGUAGAUUUUUCCAAAAAGAAACUAGUAGGACUCUGUAAGACUAGGUGGGUUGAACGUCAUAUCUGCUUUGAUGUGUUUUACACUAUGUACAAGUUCGUCAUCAAAUGUCUUCAGCACAUUAUCAAUCAAAACCUUGAUGAAAGUACCAGUGAAGACUGGUCUUGGGAUAGACAAACUAAAGUGACAGCACAGGGACUUUUGGCUUCGUUGACGUCCUUCUCUGUGUUGAUAACAUUUGUGUUUGUAAGGUACGUCCUAGACACAAUAAAACCUUUAACUCUCAAACUUCAGAAGAGAGAUAUUGACAUUUUCACUGCAAGUAAGCUAAUCGAGGAACACGUUGAUAGAAUCAAAGAAAUUCGUACAGCGGUAGAUACGGAAUUUGAGUCUUGCUUUGAAGACGCCAAACAAAUUGCAGAUGACCUUGAUAUAGUGAUUAAAAUUCCAAGGGUUUGCUCAAAGCAACAACACAGGGAAAAUGUCUCCACAACUAAUCCCAAAGAUUAUUAUAGAUCUGUCGUGGCCAUUCCAUUUCUGGACUUUCUUCUCAGUGAAUUAAAUUCAAGGUUUCAGAAAGAAGAUCUGGUGGCAUAUUCAAUAUGCACUUUGUUGCCUAUCAAUAUGACAAAUCUCUCACAAGAGGAAUUGUCCAAACUUGCCUCAGAACUUACAUUUUGGGAGAGCGACCUACCUUGUCUUUCUGUAAAGGACUUGGAGAAGGAACUUGCAGAUUGGAAAAGAUAUUGUGUUAACAUGAGCAAAGAAACCUCAGAAAAGCUCUGUAAUUUGAUCUUUCUUUUCAACUUUGUCGAUGGGGACGUUUUUCCGAACGUAAAAAUUCUUCUGCACAUUGGAUGUGUGUUACCUAUCACAACAUGUGAGGCUGAAAGAUCCUUUUCUGGAUUAAGACGCAUCAAAAGUUAUAUGCGCAGUACUAUGCAAGAGGACAGAUUAACUGGGCUAGCACUAAUGCAUCUUCAUCAUUCAUUAGAGAUUGACCAAAAGGAAAUAGUACAAUCAUUUAUCAGGCAAGGGAAACGAAGAUUAUUUCAGUCAAGUCUUUUUAGCUAA